AUGGGAGCUGUCCCCGAGUGUGUGUUCACGGCCCCCUUUGCUGUCAACAUUCUCCUUCCAAACGCGGCUGCCUCUUUCCAAGCUCUCCCGCUGACUGGCGCCCACACUGAACCUGGGCCACACGUGAUCACGCCAGUGCCCCUCAGCUUCUGGACUCAGAUCAACAGUCGUGCUGAGGAAUAUGGUUCCCGACUUUCUCUGUGGCCACCGAAGGGCCAGUUGAAUGGUACCACACUGGGUUUUCGUGUGGGGGUGAAGACUUUGUGGUCCUUUCUCCAGAUCAGCAGAAAUAUGCAUGAAGGAAACCAAACGAGCAUCUCCGAAUUUCUCCUCCUGGGACUCUCCAGCCAACCUGGGAAACAGGAGCUCCUCUUUGCACUUUUCCUGGCUAUGUACCUGGUCACCGUGGUGGGGAACACGCUCAUUGUUCUGGCCAUCAGCUUGGACUCUUACCUUCACACCCCCAUGUACCUCUUCCUCGCCAACCUAUCCUUGGCUGAUGUUUCCUCCAUUUCCACCUCAGUCCCCAAAAUGCUGAUGAAUACUCAGACCAAGAGUCCAUCCAUCUCCUAUGAGAGCUGCAUCACACAGAUGUAUUUCUCCAUUGUCUUUGUUGUCACUGACAACUUCCUCUUGGGGGUCAUGGCCUGUGACCGCUUUGUGGCUAUCUGCCAUCCUCUGAACUACACGACCAUCAUGGGACCCAGGCUCUGCCUUUGGCUGGCCGCCAUCCCCUGGGCCCUCAGUAACGCCGUCGCCCUGACACACACCCUUCUGCUCCUCCGAUCUGCCUUCUGUGACGGCCACGCUCUCCACUUCCUCUGUGACUUGGCCCCGCUGCUCAGGCUGUCCUGCUCGGACACGACGGUCAACGAGCUCGUGCUCUUUGUCGUGGGCUCGUCGGUCGUCACCCUGCCCUUCGCCCUCAUCCUCGUCUCCUACGCCUGCAUCACCCGGGCUGUCCUGAGACUCUCACGCCCAGAGGGGCGGUGGAAAGCCUUCUCCACCUGUGGCUCUCACCUGACAGUCGUGUUCCUCUUCUACGGGACCAUCGUGGGGGUCUACUUCUUCCCCUCGCCCUCUGACCCUGACAACAGAGACAAGAUCGGGGCGCUGCUGUUCACCGUGGUGACCCCCAUGAUGAACCCCUUCAUCUACAGCCUGAGGAACAAGGACAUGAAAGGGGCCCUGAGGAGACUCCUCUGUGGGAAAAAGGGCUCUCCCUGUGAUGCCCUGAGCGUCUGA
Messenger RNA from Odocoileus virginianus texanus, 1245 nucleotides. NCBI's taxonomy places the organism in Eukaryota, Metazoa, Chordata, Mammalia, Artiodactyla, Cervidae. The record is from RefSeq and is a predicted model, not a curated record.